Molecule: messenger RNA, 1182 nt
Organism: Ornithorhynchus anatinus (platypus)
Lineage: Eukaryota; Metazoa; Chordata; Mammalia; Monotremata; Ornithorhynchidae
Gene: PTCRA
Product: pre T cell antigen receptor alpha
Exons: 4
Coding region: 149-733 (194 amino acids)
Source: RefSeq, a predicted model, not a curated record
GUAGCUGCAGUGCAGCUGGGGUUGUGGGUUGGAAGGUGGUUUUCUGGGUGUUGUGCCAAGCGAGGCCCUGUGCCCUACUCCCGGGCACCCUGGGCCUGCAGCUCUCUGCUCUUGGCCUCUCCCGGGGUGGGCCGGGCGCCCACGCACUAUGACUCUGCCCUGGUUGCUGCCGCUGCUCCUGGUCUCGGGUUCUCCCGCCCUCCGGCUUCAGCCCGGUGUGUCUGCUGUCCCUUUCCCCACCCUGGCUCCUCCUCUGACCAUGCUGGUGAAUGGACAAUGGCAGACGCUAGUAGUAUGCCUGGUCUCAGACGUCUCGCCGGAUGCCGUUCUGCCCAUCUGGUUCUCGACGGCCAACGGCAGCGCCCUGGACUCCUUCUCCUACGGCUCCAUCCAGGCCCCCGAUGGCACCUGGAGCGCCCUGGCUCGGCUCUCGUUGCCCACCAAGGAUCUCGCCACCUGGGAGGCACUCAUGUGCCACGCCACGCCCACCCGCGGUACCCAGAGCUGGAGCACCCAGCCCCUAAGGCUGCCAGCUCAGCCCAGGGGACAAGCGUGCUCAAAGGAGGACCACAGCGGGCCUCAGAGCCGCUCCCGGGCUCUGUUCCUGGGGACCAUCCGACUCCUUUUCUUCAAGCUGCUCCUGUUUGAUGUGCUCAUGACCUGCGUUCACCUGUGGGCUGGGGGGUCUGUGGACACCUCUGGGACCGAACCAUCCAGGCUGAGCCUUGUCUGAGCCCCGGUGCGGACCAGCCGGGGAAGGUCCUUGGGGUGAAGACUCUGUCGUGGCGAGUACAGACCAAGAAAGAGGGCUCUCUGAUGUGCCGGAGGGGGGCCAGGGAGAGGCAGGCCGGAUCCUGGACCGGGUGGGAGAUGGAUUGGGAGCGGGGAGACUUUGAAGGGGAUCACAUAGGAUCAAAACUCCCCCUUCCCUUUGUGGGCACAGCUUGGUGCUCUCUCCAUCCCUCCAGGCUCCGUCCUUGCCCUCCAACCAGCCCAGGGCCGCCUCUUCUAGGUUCAAGCGAGGGCGGGAUUGGGAUCCUUGCCACUUCUCGGUGUGUGUGUUUAUUUCAGCUAAUUAACCUGGAUUGUAGUUUCUGAUUUGUGCCCUUCUCUGGAUUCUACGCUCCCCUCUGAGCCAGAACUCCUCGGCCACUCAAUAAACACGAAUUCCAACCCAAAUAA